Molecule: messenger RNA, 2523 nt
Organism: Eublepharis macularius
Lineage: Eukaryota; Metazoa; Chordata; Lepidosauria; Squamata; Eublepharidae
Product: vomeronasal type-2 receptor 26-like
Exons: 6
Coding region: 1-2523 (840 amino acids)
Biological process (GO): G protein-coupled receptor signaling pathway
Cellular component (GO): membrane
Molecular function (GO): G protein-coupled receptor activity
Source: RefSeq, a predicted model, not a curated record
AUGCACAGGACACAGGGGCCCAGGGGCCUCUUCACCAGACCCUUCAAGCUCCAAGAAGACUAUUACAGGCCAGGAGACCUCCUUGUUGGCGGAGUUUUGCCCUACCUCAUUAACUGUCAUUGCAGCCCAGUGCCCAAAAACUAUCAGCACAUCCUGGCCCUGGUAUUUGCCAUCAGUGAGAUCAACAAGGAUCCGGCACUUCUCCCCAACGUCACGCUGGGUUUCCGCAUCUUCGAGGACACCUACUUCGCCAGUAUGACCUACCAAGUCAGCUUGUCAUUCCUCUCCGCACGGGGUCAAGUGGUUCCUAACUACAGAUGCAGCAGACAGGAAGAGCUGCUCUCCAUCAUUGGAAGUCUCUACUCCAGAAUCUCAAUCCAGAUGGCCAAUAUCCUGGACCUCUUCAAGAUCCCACAGCUGGGUUACAGUUCAUUCAACCCCAUUCUGAGGGAGAGAACUCUAUUCCCUUCCUUCUACCAAAUUGACCCCAGUGAAGUCCCACAGUAUUUGGGAUUAAUCCGCUUACUCCUUCAUUUCCACUGGAACUGGAUUGGGAUCAUUGCUCCUGAUGAUGACAGCGGGGAAAAUUUCAUCCAGGCCCUGACACCGAUGCUUGCCCAGAACGACAUCUGUGUCGAGUUCACAAAAAGGACCUUGUCAGAAAUCUCUGUGUUUCAUGCUCCUAUCACUGACUAUUUCCAUCUAGUUUCAGCACUUUUGCAGACAGAGGCCAAAGUGGUGGUUGUCUCUGGUGACUCAAACUCCAUACGGAAUUUAAUCAGACCCCUUUCUAGAUACAAACAAGAGACUAAAACGUCUCUUGAGAAGGUCUGGAUUGUGACGAGCCAGUGGGAAUUUGCCGCAAUGGGGUUUUUCUUUGAGUGGGGGGCUGUUCAGGCCUUCCACGGUGCUCUGUCCUUCAGAGGCCACACAAGUGAUGUGCCAGGAUUUCGCAGUUUUCUCCGGACUUUAGAUCCAUACAACCCCCAAGGAGAUGUCUUUAUCAGCAAGUGGUGGAAACUUGCAUUUUGGUGUUUGAUUCUGAAACCAAAUUUAACCCUUCCAUUGACUAUACCAUACUGUACAGGGAAGGAGAAUAUUGAGAACUUGACACCCGCUGUAUUCGAAAUGAGCCUGACUGGCAACAGUUACAAUAUCUACAAUGCCGUCUAUUCUGUAGCUCAUGCACUCCAUGCCAUGUACCCAUUUGGAUCAAAGCAUGCAAGGAUGGGAAACGCCAAGAGGCUUCUGGAUAUCCAGCCAUGGCAGAUUCAUGCCUCUUUGAGGAACAUCCGAUUCAACAACAGUGCAGGAGAGGAAGUUGUUUUUGCUGAAAGUUGCAAGAGAUCCACUGGCUACGAUAUUCUGAACUUGAUCUUCUUCCCAAAUCAAUCUUCAGCUCAAGUGAAAGUUGGAAGGAUGGAUCCUAGAGCUCUCCCAAGCCAAGAUUUCAUCAUUAACACAGAUGCGAUUGUUUGGACUACCCAGAAGCUGCCCUCUUCCAGGUGUGUGGAGAGCUGCUUGCCGGGUUACAGCAGGACAGUUCAAGAAGGGGUGCCCGUUUGCUGUUAUGAAUGUUUCCGUUGUGCGGAAGGGGCCAUUUCUAACUACACAGAUGCUGAUCGCUGUGUCCCAUGCCCAGAAGAUCAAUACCCAAACAAGAACCAAGAUGGAUGUAUCUCCAAGGCCAUACAUUUCCUUUCCUAUCAAGAGAUUUGGGGGGUUGUUUUGGCUUCUCUUGCUCUUUUGCUGUUUCUCAUCACAUCAGUAGUUCUGGCAACGAUCAUUAAACAUCGGGACACGCCGAUUGUCAAAGCCAACAACCGAAAGCUAACAUAUGUCCUCCUCAACUCUCUCCUGUUUGGUUUCCUCUGCUCCUUCCUAUUCAUCGGUCAACCCAAGAAGGCCACCUGCCUUCUCCGACAAACUGCCUUCAGCAUAAUUUUUUCUGUUGCCGUUUCUUCCAUCUUGGCAAAAACUGUCACAGUUGUUCUGGCCUUCAUGGCCACUAAGCCAGGAAACGCAAUGAGGGAAAUGUUGAGGAGUCAAUGGGUAAAUUCCAUUGCGCUGGUUUGUCCCCUCAUACAAGUCACCAUCUGUUCAAUUUGGUUGGGAACCUAUCCCCCAUUCCCCAGCUUGGAUUUCCAUUCAUUGGUGAAAGAGAUCAUAGUGGAAUGUAAUGAAGGGUCAGUUACUAUGUUUUACAUUGUCCUGGGUUAUAUGGGUUUUCUGGCUGUUAUCAGCUUCAUUGUAGCUUUUCUAGCUAGGAAGCUGCCUGAUAGCUUCAAUGAAGCCAAAUUAAUCACCUUCAGCAUGCUGAUGUUCUGCAGCGUGUGGGUCUCUUUUGUGCCCACCUAUCUGAGCACUAAAGGGAAGUCCAUGGUGGCUGUGGAGGUCUUCUCCAUCCUGGCCUCUGGAGCUGGUCUCCUGGGUUGCAUCUUUCUCCCCAAGUGCUAUAUUAUUGUUCUGAGACCUGAUCUCAAUAGUAGAGACCAUCUUAUAAGGAACAAAAAAAGGACCUAA